GCCAGGGGAUAGCGCCUCGGCUGACCCCCCUCCCUGCCUCACAGCACCCUCGACAGCCGCGUUCAGGACGCGAGAAGGCUUCAAUGGAGACACUGAGAUUCCUGCUUCACCGUGCGCGUGGCAAGCGACCUGGCCCACGCUCUUACUCCAUCUACCGGAACGUGGAGGGACCAGGUGGGGAGGGGGCUGCAGGGUUGGAGCUGAAGGUCACUGACGGGGAGGAGGAUGAAGAUAUGGCCGCCCUGGUGACCCCCAGCCCACGGAACCGGACCAAGGCUCUGACCUAUCUGGUGCUCAGCGCCCUGCUCGUCUUCACCGUUGCCUUCCUCCUGGGCUAUGUGGCACUGCGGGGAAGCUGCCCAUCCUGCGCAGGGCUGCGGGGGGACCUACUGGCUGUGGUGAGUGACGAGGGGACCGUGGAAGAGCUGCCGGCCCCAGGACCUCCCCUCUACUGGGCUGACCUGAAGGAGAUGUUCCAGAAAUACCUGCGGGAGGAGAGUAUCGAGCGUACCAUUCGGUGGGUGAGUGAGGGCCCCCACCCGCCCGGUUCACCCCGCAUGGAUGCCCUGACCCACCGGCUGCUGGAGAGUUUCACCUCCUACAGGCUGGACCGGGCCUGGACUGACACCCACUACGUGGGGCUACAGUACCCUGACAGGCAGAACCCCAACUUCCUGCACCUACUGGAUACACAGGGGGGCAUCCUGGAGAAGUUGCCACUGGAGGAUCCCGAGAUGUACUGCCCCUACAGCGCGCCUGGCAAUGCCACGGGGGGGCUGGUCUAUGCCAACUAUGGGCGCCAGGAGGAUUUUGAUGCCUUGAGACAGCUGGGAGUGAACCCCCAGGGCCACCUGGUUAUUGUCAGAGUGGGACAGAUAAGCUACGCUGAGAAGGUGGCAAAUGCAGAGUCAGCCCAGGCCCGGGGGGUGCUGAUUUACCCUGACCCCUGGGACAUCCCCCAGGAUCCUCGCAAACUGGGUCUGUCACAGAACCGGGCAGUUUAUGGACACGUCCACAUGGGGACCGGCGACCCCUACACCCCUGGCUUCCCCUCCUUCAAUCACACCCAGUUCCCCCCUGUGCUGUCUUCUGGGCUGCCCAGUAUCCCAGCCCACCCCAUCAGUGCCAGUACAGCCGCCCGCCUCCUCAGUAAGCUGACAGGCCUGGCUGCCCCACGCAACUGGAAGGGCCGCCUGGCCGAGGUCCCAUACCACCUUGGCCCCGGGGACUCAGGCACCCGGGUGCAUCUCCAGGUGAACAACAUCAAGACUUCAACCAUGAUCAGCAACAUCUUCGGGUGCCUUGAGGGGAGAUUUGAACCUGAUCACUACGUGAUUGUCGGGGCCCAGCGGGACUCAUUGGGCCCCGGGGCAGCCGGCUCAGGUGUGGGCACAGCCCUGCUACUAGAGCUGGCCCGGACCUUCUCCACCAUGGUGCGCAAUGGCUUCCAGCUGCGCCGCACUUUGCUCUUUGCUAGCUGGGAUGCAGGAGACUUUGGCAGCAUUGGCUCCACCGAAUGGCUAGAGGGGUACCUCACCAUGCUGCACCUCAAAGCUGUGGCAUACAUCAGCCUGGACAACGCCGUGCUAGGAGAUGACAAAUUCUACGCCAAAACCAGCCCUGUACUCGUCAGCCUCAUUGAGAGCGUCCUCAAGCAGGUCGACAGCCCGAACCGCAGCAGCCAGAGUCUGUACGAGCAGGUGACCUUCCCAGACCGGCCUGGGACUGUGAUGCAGCCACUCUCCAUGGACAGCAGCGCCUACACCUUCAUCACCUUCGCUGGCGUCCCGGGAGUAGAAUUCUCCUUCACCGAGGACGGCCGCCUCUACCCAUUCCUGAACACCCAGGAUGACACCUACGAGAACCUGAAUGCGCUGCUCUUCGGGCGGCUCCCGGCUGUGGCCAGAUCUGUGGCUGAGGUCGUGGGGCAGCUGCUGAUUAAGCUGACCCAUGACCACCUGGUGCCCCUGGACUUUGCCUGCUACGGCGAUGCUCUAGUGCAGCAGAUCACUCCGUUCAACCUGUACAGCAGCGAGCUAAAGAGCCGCGGACUAACCCUGCAGUGGAUGUACUCGGCACGGGGUGAUUAUAUCCGGGCGGCCGAGAAGCUGCGACAGGAGAUCUACAGCUCGGACGAGCGGAACGAGCGGCUCAACCGAAUGUACAAUGUCCGCAUCAUGCGGGUGGAGUUCUACUUCCUGUCCCCCUACGUGUCAGUCACGGAGACGCCCUUCCGGCACAUCCUGCAUGGACGGGGGGCCCACACAUUGCAGGCAUUGCUGGAGCAUCUGAGGCUGCUGCGGGAGGCACCCGGGCGCUUCAAUGAGGCACUUUUCCGGCGCCAGCUGGCCCUGGUCACCUGGACCCUGCAGGGGGCAGCCAAUGCUCUGAGCGGGGAAGUAUGGGACAUUGACAAUAACUUCUGAGCCCCCUGGGGAAUCCCCUGGCUUCCCUACCCUCUCCUGUCCCCCCAGUCCUCCCAUCUCCCCAUCUUCACCCAAUCCCCCAGGGUCCCUCCACCAUGCAAAGUUGUUUGUGCCCUUGCCCCAAACUCUGCCCACUCCCAAAUCCCUGCCCCCCCCCACUUGCCAGCCCAGCUGAUCCCUCCCCCCCACUGAACCCCUAGAUUCUACCCACCCACAUCUCCCCCUGCGCAACCCUUCUGAGCCCUCCAAUCUGUGGCCCCUUCUCUUGCACCCCCCUUCCUUUUCAAUCUCCCCCCAGAGGGACCCUGGCAUUCUUCCCCCCAAAUCUGAAUCCAUAUUGGAGGCCCCCUUUUGCUGCCUGCUCUCUUCUUGCCCCCCCAGGCCUGCUGCCUCCUUCUGUUAAUUUAUCAGUGGCCGCACCCUUUAUGAAUGGUUCCUUUUAUUGCUGUGUGAUAGAUUUAACCCUCUGUCAGAAGCAGUAGCUUCUAUACCCACCACCACACCGACAGACCUGACCCAGGAAGGUGCAAUGAUUGGAGGCAUGUGAGAGUCUUCAAGACAUUGCGAGACCAGCUAACAUAGGGGCUAAUUUUAUUUUACACACAUUUAUCCAUGCUGUUGAGCCCCCAGACAGAUGAGUUAGAAGUGGGCCUCUGGGCUGCGUUGUCCCAAGAGGCAAAAGAGAAUAACACCUAGUCUUGUGUCCAGUAUGAAGCUAUUCUCCCAAGCGAUAAACUACUCAUUCCAGGUACUCCGCCACCCAGGACAGGGGCACACAACACUUUUUUUCUUUUGGGAUUGGGAAGAGAGUAGGAGGAAGAUCUGAAGGGGAGGCUGUGAGACACAAGCCCCACACUGGGGAGGAAAGGGUUAAGGAGUCGCUCUGGACCGAUAAAACCAUGCCCAGGCACUCCUGUCACACAUGGUCACCAUGGAGACUGACUUACAGGCCUUUCAGUCAUGGAGGUUGACUUCAACGGCCUAGUGAUCAGGCCAGAGUAUUGCCACCAGGGGGUACUGUCCUCACAGGAGAGGAUGCCAAACCCCUUCCCCCAGUAGCAUGCUGUAUCAUCAUUAAGAUCAGAAAGAUCAAUGGACAAGCAGCAUCCAGCUCCUCGCAAUGUCCCUGCCUCCCUCCACUACAGUCCACAGGCCCAUCUCACCAGAGCCCCUGGGCUGCGGCCUCUGGUGGCAGGAAUCCUGGGUUCUCUGCCCAGCGCUGGGAGGAAAGUGGGGGCUGGUGGGUUAGAGCAGGGGGUGGGGAGCCAGGACUCCUGGGUUCUUCCUAAUGCUCUCUACCUAGCUCCUCCCCCUCUGUGUGCCUUACUUCCCCCAGCCCUAAUGUGGAGGGAGCUCCCUUGGAAUGGUGACCCCUCCCUCCCCAGGCAGAAAACACAAUAAAAAUGAUGCAGCUG
This is a messenger RNA of Pelodiscus sinensis (Chinese soft-shelled turtle), 3841 nucleotides long. RefSeq names its product transferrin receptor 2 (gene TFR2). Gene Ontology annotation, cellular component: external side of plasma membrane. Gene Ontology annotation, biological process: endocytic iron import into cell; transferrin transport. The record is from RefSeq and is a predicted model, not a curated record. Gene Ontology annotation, molecular function: transferrin receptor activity. NCBI's taxonomy places the organism in Eukaryota, Metazoa, Chordata, Testudines, Trionychidae.